AUGAAAAAAAUAAAAAACACACUUUUUAUAUUUGGUUCAGGUGAAUGUGGGCAGUUACCACCAGAAUAUUGCACUGACUAUGUUCAGGCAGAUCCGACACCUGUUCAUAACUUACCAAAUGAUAUUGAUGAAGUCGUAUGUGGAUCAAUGCACACCAUUAUAAAGACAAAAGAUGAUAAACUUUAUUCUUUUGGUUGUAAUGAUAUGGGUGUUCUAGGUAGAAAAACAGAUUCUAAUAAUACUAAGGAUCAUGAAUACUCCCCAACAUUAAUCAAUUUUACAUUUUCAUCAAAAAUAAAAAAAAUAACAUGUGGUGAUAAUCAUACAGCUAUUUUAUUAGAAAAUGGUAAAGUUUAUAUAACGGGUGGGUUUAGAGAUUACUGUGGUGUUCUAGGAUUACCAUCUUUCGAAAAAGAAAAUGAAAUAAUUUCAAAAUCAUUUGAAUUUAUUGAAAUUAAAUUCGAUUUUAUGAAAAAUACAAAUUCUGAUUCCUUAAGAAAUAAAAUCCAUGAUGGCCAUAACGAAAAUACUAAGUCAAGUGAAUUAAAAAAUGAUAAUGAACAUAAUAAUGUUAAAAUAAUUAAUAUAAUCUCCGGUGAAGAUCAUUUAAUAUGUCUUGAAGAAAGUCGUGAAUAUAUUUAUACAUUAGGAAAUAGUGACUCUUGCCAAGUGUGCAAUAAUUUUUAUGAUCAACAAAUUUCUGAAACUGAAAGAAGAAAGUACGUAUUUCCUAAUUGUUAUCACUAUAAAGACUUUGGUUUUGACACUAAAUUUAAAAAUAUUUAUUGUGGUGGUAAUAAUACUUUUGUUCAAUUAGAAGAAUCAUUGGAUGUAUUCGGUAUUGGUAGAAAUGCAUAUGGUUCUUGUGGUGUUUCUAUAAAAGACAACAUAAUAAAAAAGUUUCAAAAAAUAGAAAUUUUAUCAAAAAAAGAAAUAAAGCAAUUGUGUGGUGGUCAAAGUUUUACUGUAUGUUUAUUAAAAAAUAAUGAUUUGUAUACAUGGGGAAAUAGAGAAAUAUUAGGAAUAGAAAGUGAAGAAGAUGCUUAUUACCCAAUUGAAUUAGAUUUUUUUAAAAAAAACAACUAUAAAAUUAAAAAUAUUUCUUGUGGUACUGAUCACUGUUUAGUUCUAACAGAAAACGAAAAAUUAUUUGGAUGGGGAACCGGAGGAAAUGAAUUUGAUAUAAACACAAGUUUAGCAGUUAUUGAAAAAAAUAUUCCAUCUGAAAUUAAUUUUUUACACUUUGUUAAUAAAUUAAUCCCUAAUUCAAAAAAUGAUUCAAAUCUUCUUAUGAAUCCUGUUAAAAUUGUAUCCUUUUCUGGAGGUUCAUCCCAUUGUGCAUUUAUUUCAUCACAUAUUGACUCCGAAAAAGUUGCUAUAAAGAGAGCCCAUGAAGUAAUAGAUGAUGAGGUAACCUUCUCUAAAAAACAAAAAAUGGAAAAUCAUAUAGAAAAUGAAGAAAAAGAAAAAGAAAAAGAAAAAGAAAUAUUAGUCAAUGAACAGGAUAAAUCAAAUAAAUUAGAGGUACAAGAAAAUGAGGAAAAAAGGAUAGAAAAACCAAAAGUUAAUUAUAAUGAACAAGAAAAAAAAAAAGUAAAACAGGAAUUAGAAGAAAAUGAAGAUUCAGAAGUAGAGCAAAAGAAAAAUGAAAUAGUAAAAAUGUAUUUAGAAGAAAAAAAAAAGCAAAUACAAGGUUUAGAGGAAAAAAAAAGUAAAAUUGAAAGUGUUGAGGAAGAUGAAGAAGAAGAAAAAAAAAAAUUAGUAAAAGAAAAAUAUAUUAAUAAAGAUGAUGAAGACAAUUUUUUUAAAGAAACAUAUCAUACUCCAUUAACACAAAGUAAUAGAAAUUCAUCUCCAGCAAAAGAAGAAUUUCAAAGCGUAGAAAAUGAUAACGUAGUAAUCAAAGAAAACAAUUUAUUGAAUGAAAAUUUGCAAGAACAUUAUGAUAAUACCAAGUUAAAUGAAAAAAAUAAAAGAAAAAGAAGUAUAAGAAAUAAAUCUUAUUUAAGUAAUGAAAGCCCUACGAGAAAACAACCCAGAAGAUCUUGCAAAGAAAAUACCUCUUUAAAUGAAAAUGUGAAAAAAAAGCUAUACCAAAUAGUAGAAAAACCAAUUACAAAAAAGAAGAGAAGAACAGCGUCAACACCAAAAAGUAAAGAUACAACUUCUAAAACAAGGAAUGAAAAAAAAAAAUCUAAAUCUGUAAGUGCAAAAAAAGAAAAUGUAAGUAGAUCAAGUGCGAAAAAAGAAAAUUUUAAAAGAGAAUGUUUACAGCAAACACCUGAGCCUAAAGUGGCAAAGAGCAAGUCAUCAAGAACGAAAAGUUAA
Plasmodium relictum is the source of this 2328-nucleotide messenger RNA. RefSeq names its product regulator of chromosome condensation, putative. Bases 1 to 2328 code for a protein of 775 amino acids. The record is from RefSeq and is a predicted model, not a curated record. Lineage: Eukaryota; Apicomplexa; Aconoidasida; Haemosporida; Plasmodiidae. The transcript has a single exon.